This is a messenger RNA of Paramisgurnus dabryanus, 4637 nucleotides long. RefSeq names its product deltex 1, E3 ubiquitin ligase (gene dtx1). The record is from RefSeq and is a predicted model, not a curated record. NCBI's taxonomy places the organism in Eukaryota, Metazoa, Chordata, Actinopteri, Cypriniformes, Cobitidae. Gene Ontology annotation, biological process: Notch signaling pathway; protein ubiquitination. Gene Ontology annotation, molecular function: zinc ion binding.
UAGUAGAGCUGAGCGCGCGCACACUCACGCAAGCGCACAAUCUCCGAUGGUCGCGCAACAGUCGCGCGGCAGGGAAUGCGCACAGCUCGAGCAACAGCAAAUGCAGCUGAAACACAACAGUAGACGGUCAAUUCUGAGUCUCUUCUGUUCGUUUAAUGUGUCCUAGAAAGAUUGAAUCAAUCAAGUCUUUUAUUUAAUGCCGGGCAGAUGUUUUAUUCCGGAUCAAAGCUCUCAGCGGAUCGGCUCGAAUCACAGUAAUUAAGAAGAACCCAUAAUGAGAUUCUGACUACAGAAGGUGGGAGUUCUGUCUGAGAUCUGAUCUGGACCUGAUAAACUGGACCUUAGGACCACCCUGUUAUCUGAUCAUCUCAACCAACACUUCUGUCUGUUUAUAUCACAUCUGCUCUUUCCGGAUCAUAGAUUAUUCUUGAAGGAGGAGUAUUGUGGACACCAUGAUUACUUCCAUAACAGGAAUAUUAGAGACUAAUCUCAUUUAUUUAAGCAAACUCGAUUACAGUGAUGAAUCUAUCUAUAGCGAGUGAAACAGCCCCUUGUUCGUUUUUUCUACGGGAUUUGUGUUGACCUCUUCAGCAUGCGGUGACAUUCAGAGUGUGUUUCAUUCCUUCUGCUGUUUCUGUGGAUCUCAAAUGAACUGAAAAGUAUUUGAUCGAGUUAAUAAAAAUAAUAAAUAAGAGACCAUUAUUAGUGCUCCUGGAAUAUUUGCUUAAAAUCCGUUCUGUUUUCUGCUGGAUGAAUCGAUGGCUCGUCCUGGCUCUGGUGUUUUGGUGUCGAUGGGAGGGGGACUGGGAUACUCUCCCAGCAUGGCCAGAGUGGUGGUCUGGGAAUGGUUAAAUGAACAUGGCCGCUGGAGGCCUUACACCGCCGCAGUCUGUCAUCAUAUCGAGAACGUGCUGAAGGGAGAUGCGCGUGGAACCGUCAUACUGGGGCAGGUGGAGGCUCAGCUCGCGCCUUAUGUCAUAGACCUGCAGUCCAUGCAUCAGUUCAGACAGGACACAGGCACAAUGCGUCCCGUGCAGCGAAAUUUCUACGACCCGUCCUCGGCUCCGGGGAAGGGCAUCGUGUGGGAGUGGGAAAACGAUUGUGGAUCUUGGACGGCUUACGACAUGGAGUUGUGCGUCAGCAUUCAGAACGCCUAUGAGAAGCAGCACCCCUGGCUGGACCUUAGCUCCCUCGGCUUCGGUUACCUGGUGGACUUUGACGGGAUGUCCCAGACGAACCGACAGAGCCAGAGAAAACGCCGCAUCCGGCGUCGGAUGGACCUCGCCUACCCGCUCAUCGCCGGAUCCAUCCCGAAAUCCCAGUCCUGGCCGGUGGGCACCAACUCGGGCACCCCGUGCACAUGCCAGCAGUGCCUCCUGGUUCACAGCACGCGGGCGGCGUCCAACGCCAUCCUGGCCCUGCAGCAGAAGAGGAAGUUGUACGGAACGGAGGGCGGGGCCAAUCAGACAGCUGCUGUCGUGAGGCAGAGCAAGACCUUUGCCGGUACCUCCCUUUGGUCUCCCACGGCGACCGUUGCUGGAGGACAUCAUAACAACAUUUCGACAGGAGGUGGAGGAGGUGGGAAGGUGGGGAUGAGUGGGGCAAAUUUCCCAUGCACCCCUGCGCUGGUGACCUUACCAGCCAAUCACAUGCUUACUAUUAAUGGACAGAAUAAUCUAAACCGGCCAGGCACGCAGCGAAUCGCAGUGACAGCCCCUCGAGGAGCAAUCCCACCUGGGGUUCCUGCACUUCCUGUAAAGAAUCUCACGGGAUCAGGACCUGUCCACCCUGCAUUAGCAGGAAUGACAGGCAUUCUGAUGUGUGCCGCUGGACUCCCUGUGUGUUUGACCCGAGCCCCUAAACCCAUUCUGCACCCACCCCCUGUCAACAAGAGUGAUCUGAAACCAGUACCAGGAAUCAACAGCAUUAGGCGCAAGACCAAGAAGAAACACAUUCGUAAAGGUAAAAACCCAGAAGAUGUGGUCCGGCGCUACACAGAGAAAACUAAAAUGCUCCCAGAUGAGGACUGCACCAUCUGUAUGGAGAGACUCACCACAGCAUCUGGAUACGAGGGGGUUCUGAGCUUUAAAGGCAUCAAACCCGAAAUGGUUGGCAAACUGGGCAAGUGUGGCCACAUGUAUCAUCUUCUGUGUCUGGUGGCCAUGUACAACAAUGGAAAUAAGGAUGGAAGUCUUCAGUGUCCGACCUGUAAGGCCAUUUACGGAGAGAAGACGGGCACACAGCCGCCUGGGAAAAUGGAAUAUCAUGUUAUUCCUCACUCUCUACCCGGUUACUCUGAAACAAAGACUAUUCGAAUAGUGUAUGACAUUCCUGCUGGGAUCCAGACCUCAGAACAUCCGAACCCUGGGAAGAAAUUCAGUGCACGAGGCUUUCCACGACAUUGCUACCUGCCAGACAAUGAGCAGGGCAGACGGGUGUUAAAGUUGCUCAUCAUGGCGUGGGACCGGCACUUGAUCUUCACCAUCGGGACGUCUAGCACCACAGGAGAAACGGAUACGGUCGUGUGGAACGAAAUUCAUCAUAAAACCGAGUUCGGCUCGAACCUCACGGGCCACGGAUACCCGGACCCCAACUACCUGGACAAUGUUAUGAGAGAACUGGCCGCACAGGGCGUAGGUGAGGACAACCUGAAAGACUGAGGGCCGAUUCGAGCCAAUGUGGGUCUGCGUACACAACUCACACAUUCAUAAUGAGGAGUUUCUGACCUCUCAGCAGUAGCUAAGAGAACGAUCAUCCUUACUGAUCUAGAGUCAGUGUGAGAGAACAGAAGAGAUGAAUGAAACUGUAGCAAGGAUCUCUUUCUGAUUCACCCAGUCAGCUUAUUUUCCUUUUACUCUAUGAAAGCUACCCAGAAUGCCGCUGGUCUGAGACAGCUGUGUGUUUGAAGGGAGCCAGUGAGGCUCAGAUUCAUGUUUGGUCAAUAUUAUGUCCGUAUACAUAAUGCAAUUUUAGUGAUAAUGCACACAAAAUAUUGAAAUGCAAUGAAAAUAAAUGUAAUAAGGAAUAUUUUCUUUGGGCUGAAGUAAAACUGAGGCAUGGUGGUGAGCAACAAACACUGAUAACCUCAACAUCACCAAAUACACAUUGAUUUACGUAUCAGCAUACCUGAUAUAUUGGUUUAUGACUGAUUCUGAUAGAUUCAAGUAUCUUGGACAGAUCUGAUGAAGUGACAUCAUUUUGUCAUCAUCAAGUUUUACAGAUGUUUAAUGUUUGGAUCAGAUAUGAACUAUCAAAUAAAAGAGAAUGUAGGAAUUCUUGUAGAUGGGAUCAGUAAGCAAUUUUUUUUUGGGGGGGGGUGGCUGUUUUGGAUGCUUUUGCAACUGCUGCAUAAAAUAUCUGCACAUCAGAACAUUCAGAUCUUUUGAACUUCAGACCAAUUAGUGAGGAAACGCUGCGCAAGCUGAGAUCUGAACCUUCUCCAGUCUCAGCUCUCUCAAAACACUUUGAAGUAUUUAUGAUGAAGACGAAUGAGAUCCUCUUGAAAUAUGCAAUGAUUCAUACGUUCUGUCAUUAUUUCUCUUGUUUUGUCAUUGAUUUGAAGGCGUUGACUGCGGUGCAGAUCUCUUGCUGUGUUCACAAUAGAAUUCUAGCAUACUAGCUGAAUACUACACACUAUAUACUACUGUAUCACCUAUUGUUAUUUACAGUUAGACUGGAAUAAGGAAUAAUUGAUGACGGGCCUUUGAAUUAUAAGAAAAUAAUGUACACCAAAGGUGGUAAUGCUGCACAACAUUCGUUUUUUUUAAGACUUUUUAAAGACAUUUGACAAGUUAGGUGUUAAUAAUUAACACCCAUGGAACAUUUCUCAACCAAUCAGAAUAAAGCAUUCAACAGCUCCGUGGUAUUAGCAACGAUAAACGCUUCUUACAAUGAAGACAUUGUUAUGUGACCUCACUAUGUUGCAUCAUUCGUUUUUGUUUUUUUAUUUUAAUUAAGGUUUGUAAUUUAGUUGAUUACAUUUUUGGGUGAUACUACUUCCAUACUAUACACUGCAAAAAAAUGACUUUCUUACUUAGUAUUUUUGUCUUGUUUUCAGUACAAAUAUCUAAAAAUCCUUAAAUUAAGAUCGUUUUUUUGAUGAGCAAAUGACCUAAGAAAAUAAGUCUAGUUUUUAAACAGAAAUAUACAAUUUGUGUGAAUUUGUGCUUAAAACAAGCAAAAAUAUCUGCCAAUGGGGUGAAAAAAAAUCUUGAAAAAAUGUCUCACUUUUUAUGUGCAAAAUUACCUGAGAAAAUAAGUCUAGUUUUUGGGCAAAAAAACAUAAAACGGGGUAAGCAGUUUUCUCCUUGAAUUUUUCUUGAUUUUAGUGUUUAAGAAAAAAUUUCAAGAUUUUUUUGCUUACCCCAUUGGCAGAUUUUUUUGCUUGUUUUAUGAACAAAAUCACUUACAUUUGACAUUUGAUCGAUUGUUUUUUCUUGAAAAUAAUUUUUUGCAGUGAAAUAAAAAAGAUGGGACCAGUAAUCAGAUUUUUUUGGGGGGGUACACUGCAAAAAAUUAUUUUCAAGAAAAAAAAUUCUUAGUAUUUUUGUUUUGUUUUCAGUAAAAAUAUAAUUUUUUGAUAUUUCUACUGAAAACAAGACAAAAAUACUUAGAAAAUAAGUCUAGUUUUUGACAAA